This is a messenger RNA of Protobothrops mucrosquamatus (brown spotted pit viper), 1203 nucleotides long. It is a transcript of the gene FBXL14, whose product is annotated as F-box and leucine rich repeat protein 14. NCBI's taxonomy places the organism in Eukaryota, Metazoa, Chordata, Lepidosauria, Squamata, Viperidae. The record is from RefSeq and is a predicted model, not a curated record. Gene Ontology annotation, biological process: SCF-dependent proteasomal ubiquitin-dependent protein catabolic process. Gene Ontology annotation, molecular function: protein binding. Gene Ontology annotation, cellular component: SCF ubiquitin ligase complex. The coding region runs from base 1 to 1203 and encodes 400 amino acids. The transcript has a single exon.
AUGGAGACGCACGUCUCGUGCCUGUUCCCGGAGCUGCUGGCCAUGAUCUUCGGCUACCUGGAGGUGCGCGACAAGGGCCGGGUGGCGCAGGUGUGCACGGCCUGGCGGGACGCCGCGUACCACCGCUCGGUCUGGCGAGGCGUGGAGGCCAAGCUGCACCUGCGCCGCGCCAACCCGUCCCUCUUCCCCAGCCUGGCGGCGCGGGGCAUCCGCCGGGUGCAGAUCUUGUCGCUGCGGCGCAGCCUGAGCUACGUGAUCCAGGGCAUGGCGGAGAUCGAGAGCCUCAACCUGAGCGGCUGCUACAACCUCACCGACAACGGGCUGGGCCACGCCUUCGUGGCGGAGAUCGGCUCCUUGCGCGCGCUGAACCUCAGCCUCUGCAAGCAGAUCACCGACAGCAGCUUGGGCCGCAUCGCCCAGUACCUCAAGGGCCUGGAGGUGCUGGAGCUGGGGGGCUGCAGCAACAUCACCAACACGGGCCUCUUGCUCAUCGCCUGGGGCCUCCAACGCCUCAAGAGCCUCAAUCUGCGAUCCUGCCGCCACCUGUCCGAUGUGGGCAUCGGGCACUUAGCGGGCAUGACCCGGAGCGCAGCAGAGGGCUGCCUGGGGCUGGAACAGCUGACGCUGCAGGACUGCCAGAAGCUCAGCGACCUCUCCCUCAAGCAUCUGGCCCGGGGUCUCACUCGCCUGCGCCAACUCAACCUCAGCUUUUGUGGGGGGAUCUCGGAUGCAGGGCUGCUGCACCUGUCACACAUGAGCAGCUUGCGCAUGUUGAACCUACGCUCCUGCGACAAUAUUAGUGACACAGGUAUCAUGCACCUGGCCAUGGGCAGCUUGCGCCUUUCAGGCUUGGAUGUCUCCUUUUGUGACAAAGUCGGAGACCAAAGCCUGGCCUACAUUGCACAGGGCCUCGAUGGGUUGCGCUCUCUCUCCCUUUGCUCUUGCCACAUCAGCGACGAGGGCAUCAACCGCAUGGUGCGCCAGAUGCAUGGACUGCGCACUCUCAACAUUGGCCAGUGUGUCCGCAUCACUGACAAAGGCCUGGAGCUUAUCGCUGAGCACCUUAGUCAGCUCACAGGCAUUGACCUUUAUGGCUGUACCCGCAUCACUAAAAGAGGCCUGGAGCGCAUCACUCAAUUGCCCUGCCUCAAGGUGCUCAAUCUGGGACUCUGGCAAAUGACUGAGAGUGAAAAAGUAAGGUGA